Molecule: messenger RNA, 1254 nt
Organism: Aspergillus ibericus CBS 121593
Lineage: Eukaryota; Fungi; Ascomycota; Eurotiomycetes; Eurotiales; Aspergillaceae
Product: PP2C family serine/threonine-protein phosphatase
Exons: 2
Coding region: 1-1254 (417 amino acids)
Biological process (GO): protein dephosphorylation
Molecular function (GO): protein serine/threonine phosphatase activity
Source: RefSeq, a predicted model, not a curated record
AUGGUCCAUGAUGAUGUGGCCGAUGAUGAUGUGGCCGACGAUGAUGUGACCCUCGGUGGUGCGACCUACGAUGAUGUUACUCAUGACGACGCAACCCAGUACGAUGCGCCGUAUUUUCGAGGCUUGCCAUCCAAUCGCUGGGAAGUUGGGCCAGAAAUCUCCAGAGACCAAGUAGCAAGCAUUUUAUCCGAGGCAGCAUAUUCGUUUCCGGUCAGACAUGUCACGGGUGUUGUGAGGUAUGAUGGGGCACAGGUAGCCUCCAACAUCCCAUGUGAAGACCAGUUCAUUCAUGACAAGUUUCCAUCACCGUGGAAUGAUGGCAACUACUGGAUGACCUGGGGUAUCUUUGACGGUCACAUGGGCUGCCAAACAGUCGUGUUUCUGAGGGAAAUCCUAUUGCCUUUUGUUCGGCACAGCUUGUGUCAGCUGAGGCCCCGUUCAGGCGAGGAAAUAGUACCUGAGGAACUGGUUCAAGACGCAAUCAUGCAAGGAUUCGUGAAGCUCGACGAUUCGAUUAUCAAAGAAGCCUACUAUAUGUGCCAGAGGGAAGAGACGUUGCCAGUGAAGGUGAAGAAAUUGGCUCCCGCAUUCAGUGGUUCAUGUGCAUUGCUAUCUACCUGUUACAACGGCAGUGAGGUUGCUAGGAUACUCAAUGAGCAUCCCGGUGAAGAAUACAUCGUUGGCAAUGGACGUGUAUUAGGUCUUGGAGUGUCACGGGCUUUUGGUGAUUGUCAAUGGAAGUGGCCUAUCGACUUCCAGAAGGAAGUGCAACAGCGGUUUUAUGGCCCAGUACCUACUCGGGCUGUUCAAACACCCCCGUAUCUGACGGCUGAGCCUAUUGUCACAAGCACCAAGAUUGACCCCGAAAGCCCUUCCUUCCUUAUCAUGGCAACGGACGGCUUAUGGGGUUUGGUCUCCAGUGAGCAGGCAGUCAACCUGGUAGGGCGAUGGUUGGAAUCGGGAGCACCCGGGAAGGGCACUGACCCCGAGCCAACCUAUGAACCGUUCGACUUUGGUCCAUUCUGGAAGGACAUGGAUUGGAAGUUUGUGGAGGAGAGAGAAACAGUCCAGGAUGACAAUGCCGCCGUGCAUCUACUGCGUAAUGCUCUUGGAGGAAAUCACCACGAGAUGAUAGCAGGCCGUCUUGCCUUCGACCACCCAUCCUCGCGGCGUGUACUAGACGAUAUGGCUGUGCAGGUGGUUUUCUUUAACAACGACGGCAUUGAGAGUAAGAUCAUCUCAAGUGAUACUUGA